Messenger RNA from Bathycoccus prasinos, 1596 nucleotides. RefSeq names its product fumarate hydratase. The record is from RefSeq and is a predicted model, not a curated record. Gene Ontology annotation, cellular component: tricarboxylic acid cycle heteromeric enzyme complex. The transcript has a single exon. Gene Ontology annotation, molecular function: fumarate hydratase activity. Lineage: Eukaryota; Viridiplantae; Chlorophyta; Mamiellophyceae; Mamiellales; Bathycoccaceae. Bases 1 to 1596 code for a protein of 531 amino acids. Gene Ontology annotation, biological process: malate metabolic process; tricarboxylic acid cycle; fumarate metabolic process.
AUGCCGUCUUCAAUCGGCGACCGGUUGUACGAACUGAUGCGGCGACCGUCGGAGGAGAGGCAAAAGUAUCGCGUGAUUCCACCAAAAGUGAGUUUGGGGAUGAAAUUUGAGGAUGGAUUUUACGGCGGCGACGAGCACGCGGGAAGGCAAGGAAGAGAACGCGGUGGUGGUGGUAGUGGUAGCAGUAGUGUGAGAAUCGAAACGGAUACGAUGGGGGAGGUGGAAGUUCCAGCGGAAGCGUUGUAUGGCGCGCAAACGCAAAGGAGUUUGGAGAAUUUCCGAAUUGGUGGUGAAAAGAUGCCGUUCGCGUUGGUGCACGCGUUGGGGAUGGUGAAACACGCCGCGGCGACGGUGAACGAGAGAGACGGGAAUUUAGACCCGAAAAUUGCGGAUGCGAUUCGGCAGGCGUCGUUGGAAGUUAUAUCCGGGAAGUUUGAUCGGUAUCAUUUCCCGUUGGUCGUCUGGCAAACCGGGAGCGGGACGCAAACGAACAUGAACGUAAACGAGGUGAUUUCAAAUCGAGCGACGGAGUUGUUAGGAGGGAAGUUUGGGUCAAAGUUAGUCCACCCGAACGAUCACGUGAACAUGAGUCAAAGCUCGAACGAUUCGUUUCCAACCGCCAUGAGCGUUGCCACGGCGUACGAGGUGUACGAAAAGUUGAUUCCAAAUUUACAGUUGUUGUACCAAGACGUCAAACAGAAAAGCGAGGAGUGGAAGGAUAUCGUGAAGAUUGGGCGGACGCAUUUACAAGACGCGGUACCGAUUACGUUAGGGCAGGAGUUUUCCGGAUACGCGCAACAGAUUAAGAACGCGUUGAUACGCGUGAGAGCAUCGUUGGUGCACUUGUUGGAAUUGGCCAUCGGCGGAUCGGCGGUUGGCACCGGGUUGAACACGUCCGCGAAUUACGCCGAGGAUAUGGCGAAAGAGAUUUCCAAGUUGACUGGAUUACCGUUUGUUUCCGCACCGAACAAAUUUGAAGCGUUAGCUGCGCACGACGCGCAGGUGGCGUUGAGCGGGAUGUUGAAAACAGUCGCGUUGAGUCUUUCAAAAAUAGCCAACGACGUGCGAUUGUUAGGAUCUGGGCCGAGAGCUGGAUUAGGGGAGUUGUAUUUGCCGGAGAACGAGCCAGGGAGUUCGAUUAUGCCCGGAAAGGUCAAUCCAACGCAGUGUGAGGCGUUGAUGAUGGUGUGCGCGCAAGUUAUUGGUAACGAUUGCGCCAUCUCCGCCGGGAACUCUAUGUUGUCGCAUUUUGAAUUAAACGUCGCGAAACCAUUAAUUGUGUAUAAUAACUUACAAUCGGUGGAACUGUUAGCAGAUGCGAGUAAAAGUUUCGCGGAGAGAUGCGUUCGUGGGAUCCAACCGAACCAUCAAGCGAUACAGAAGCAUUUGGAAAGUUCGCUCAUGCUCGUGACCGCGUUGAAUACGAAAAUCGGUUACGACAAGGCGGCAAAGAUUGCGAAGAAAGCGUUCAAGGACGGGACGACGUUGAAAGAAGCGGCGUUGGCGUUAGGGUUAGUCAGCGAGGAAGACUUCGAUACGAUUGUCAAUCCGAGGGAGAUGAUUGGACCAAAUAUUGUCGCGCGAUCGAAACUUUAA